AGUAUUGGCAUACCUGGUGCAGGCAGUCAAAGAGGCGAGUAAGUGCGAUGCAGUCUUUAAGGGCUUCUCGGAUUGUGUGGUCAAGAUGGGCCAAAACAUUGCCAGCUAUCCGCAAGACCUGGAUGACAAGAAAAAUCUCGAAACAAUCUGCCGGUACUGGGAUGACUUCCACUCCUGCACCCUCACAGCUCUUACGGAUUGUCAGGAAGGGCUGACAGAUGUCUGGGAAAAACUGAAAGAGAAAUCCAAAAAGCUCGACUACGAAGGCAACCUGUUUGUCCUCUGCGGCAAAACCAACGGAGCAGCCUCGUCCGUCGUAGCCUCUGCCUCCCCGGUGCUGCUGGUGGCUCUUUCCGCUGCGCUGGCGACUUGCAUCUCCAUGUAGAAGGCCCAUCACGUCAACAGCACGCCGUCCACACGACACAGAAUUCCCCAGCUCCUCCAGCCCACCUUUCCCUCCGCCGCCGUUUCUCUCUUUCUCCAGGAACUGGAUUUACAGAGGAAAUGUCUCUGUCCCUUGGCUUGGAGUGGAGGGGGGGAGCCUUCCCCCCAAAGAAGGGGGGAAACGCCUGUUGUGAAGUCUCCGUGAUGCUGAUGAUCCCAACAUCCAUCUUGGGGAAGGGCUGGGGGGAAAAGAGAGAGAAACGGAAGCCAUCGCGACCAGCUCGGUCUCUCGCUCGCUCUCUCUCUUUCUCUCUCUUUCUCUUUCUCUCGUCUCCUCUCGUUUCUUUUGCGUUCUGAUGAUUUGCCAAAUGGUCCCCAACGGUGAGCAAGCAACAGCCAAACUCGGACCUCAGCUUUAGUCCUCUCUUCAGAUUAAGGUCAACUCAAGCCCUCUUUUUCGUGUGUGCGUGUGUGCGUGCGUGCGUGGGUGCACCAAGAAUCUCAGGAACGGCUUCCAGCCACCACCGAUUACUAAUAAAGCGUUAAUAGGUAAUAAAAAUAAUAGUAAUAAUAGUAAUAAAAUAAUACUAUUAAUAACACUACUCACGGCAACGAAAGAGGAGCUAAUUUCUCCCCCGCCCGGGGAGUGCAAGCCUCUCCUGGAAGGAUGAAUUGAGCGAGGGGGCUGAAAGGGGGAAGCGCUACCGGAAAUGGAGCCACCUAAGCCGGAGCACGUGGGUUGAGCGGCUUUCUAGGGGAAUGAACUCACCGGCGUUCGAUCGUCUCGCCUCGGAAACUCUCGUCGUUUUACUGAUUUGUUUUUUUUUCAAUAUCACCCCCCCCCCGUCAUUUCACUUCAAA
This is a messenger RNA of Python bivittatus (Burmese python), 1245 nucleotides long. NCBI's taxonomy places the organism in Eukaryota, Metazoa, Chordata, Lepidosauria, Squamata, Pythonidae. The record is from RefSeq and is a predicted model, not a curated record.